GAAUCGGUAUGCCGGUUCCCGCUCACCGUGGGAAAAAAGUGAGCCAGAAUCGGUAUGCCGGUUCCCGCUCACCGUGGGAAAAAAGUGAGCCAGAAUCGGUAUGCCGGUUCCCGCUCACCGUGGGAAAAAAGUGAGCCAGAAUCGGUAUGCCGGUUCCCGCUCACCGUGGGAAAAAAGUGAGCCAGAAUCGGUAUGCCGGUUCCCGCUCACCGUGGGAAAAAAGUGAGCCAGAAUCGGUAUGCCGGUUCCCGCUCACCGUGGGAAAAAGUGAGCCAGAAUCGGUAUGCCGGUUCCCGCUCACCGUGGGAAAAAGUGAGCCAGAAUCGGUAUGCCGAUUCCCGCUCACCGUGGGAAAAGUGAGCCAGAAUCGGUAUGCCGAUUCCCGCUCACCGUGGGAAAAAAGUGAGCCAGAAUCGGUAUGCCGAUUCCCGCUCACCGUAUGCAAUAUAAUCAUUAUCAUCAUCAUGACAAUGGAUCAUUCUAGGGGGGUAACAAUGGGCCAUGCUUAACAUAUAUAAAAAUGCAAUAUAAUCAUCAUCAUGACAAUGAACCAUUCUAGGGGGGGUGACAAUGGGCCAUUCUGGGAUGAAGAGCAUGACAAUGGACCAUUCUGGGGUGAAGUACAUGACAAUGGGCCAUUCUGAACAUGUAUAAAAAUGCGAAAUGCUAUACGAUUAUCAUAUAUAGGGCUGAAAAUAUAAUAUUUGUACAAAUUAUGAAAAAUCGAAUAAUUUGAAAUAUUUACAAAAAUAUUUUAAGUUGUUUGUUAACAUGCCGGGUGUGUAUGGUUGAUAAGAAAAGAGUGCAGACGUUAUUUUUGCAACAACAGGAAUCCGUUAAAGAUAUGACAACCCACAUUGCUAAAAGGCCGGAUGGAGUCGGAUGAUAACAUGUAACCACAGUUGUUAUUUGUGUAAAUGUUAUCGCAUAUUUUUAAAACCCACAAGGUCUUGUUUUUGCAAAACAUGGAAAUCUUAUCUCUGAAAUGAACAACGUAACCGUGAGAAUGUAAACAUGUGAUCACGUUCGUGUUGCGUGGGGGUAACGAGCUGCGGAAUCCUUUAAAAACGGAGCAGCGCACUCCUUUGUCACAAUCGACAUCUGAAAGUCUUACAGUAAGUCAUAAGUUCGCAGUGAAGUGAAAAUAGUGAAGCAGGAUGGAUCUAGCCAAAAUAAACAAAUUCUCGCUUAUUGCAGAGAGAAAGCCAGUCCAAAAUUUGAGGGACCUACCUGUCGACACUCCAUUUAUAAUUUACUCGGCGAAAAUAGUAAAAAGCAAGUUUGGGGAGGUUGUAUUGCUUGAACUAGAAGAAAGCAUGGUUUUCCUACCUGACAGAGUGACAGCAGCCUAUAAACCAUUUGUACAAGAAUUUUCUACCCAAAAAUAUUCUCUAGUCUACAAAGGCGCCAUCAAUAUUGGAAAGCAACAUCCUGCAUAAUCUUUUGAAGUUAUUGAAAAAUAGAAGCAGUACACCAUCCGGACAACAGUCUAGCUUUAGAGGUACAUCCGCUGUAAACUAACCUCAGCAAAAACUUCAAGCUAGCAACAAUCAUCUGGAACAACAUCAUAGCAUCUCUCUGAACCAACUUCAAGCUAGCAACAAUCAUCUGGAAAACAGCAUAGCAUCUCUCUGAACCAACCUCAAGCUAGUAACAAAAAUUGGUGAGUUUUCAUUAUUAAACUUUAUUCAAUAUGAGUGGCAUAGGAGAAUUAAGUUGUGACAUUGUACAAAAUCUAAUUAAAGCGAGAGACAUUCUUUUUCAAAAUUAUACACCGCGAGAAGCAAAUAUUUGGCUAAAACAUAUUAAGAGGCAUUUAACAUUGUUUAAUAAAGCUAUUCGGUAUGGCGACUUGGAUGUACCAAAAUUGCGUCGAUUGCAAACAAACGUUGGACACUUAAAAACAAUUAAAGUGGAAAUUCAAAAUUUUUCUCAUCACGUGGGUGCUGGCAUGAAUAAACGCAACAAAGUUAAAUGGGAGGAGGUAACUUCAUCAUUUGCAAGUCGGGUUAGAACGGGAAUAAUUAUUAAUCUGGCUCAUAAGGACGUAAUGCAAUUUUUCGGUGAUUGUUUCAAGCUUUUUAAAAUUAGAAUUACAAAUAUUUUAAAAAAAUUUAAUGUAAUAAAAUGUAAUACCGCUUUUUGUGGAAAGUUUAUAAGAAAAGCAAAUCAGGGGGAAAAUAGCGAAUUUAAAUAUUUUAACACAAAAAAUGAAAUCAUAGACGCGGGAACAGACUUGACUUUGUGGUUCCACUCGAACGUAAUUGAUAAACUUAUGGCAAAACUAUCAGAGUUUGAGGAAAAGGGAUCAGGGUGGGCUUUGGAAAAAAUAAUAUCUUUGGAGGUUAAUAUUAACAAAUAUGAAAUCGGGAAUGGGGCUUCAUCCUUCAUUAAGCUACCGGAUCAAAUCAGAAAUAAAAACGCGUGUAUCAAUGUAAAAAACAAUGAUGAGGCGUGCUUUUUUUGGAGUAUAGUUUCAGCGCUGUAUCCCUCCAAAGCAAAUUCUGAUCGGACUAGUUCGUAUCCACAUUACACAACUGUCUUAAAUGUUGAUGGUUUGGAAACACCAAUGACUAUUGGAGGCAUUUCGAAAUUUGAGAAACAAAAUGACAUCUCUGUAAACGUAUAUGGGCUGGAAAUGAAUGUCGCUAAAGAAAAAACAUUUUACGUAACAAUACCGUUAAGGUUGUGUAAAAUUAAAUUAGCUAGACAUGUAAAUUUGCUGAUGAUACAAGAUAAAUAUUUUCUAAAAUUAAACGAUUAUGAGGCACCUAUUGAGGAUGAUGAAAUUGUAGAUAUCAAAUACCAUUAUUGCAUGAUAAAGAAUCUGUCUCGGCUUUUAUCCAGUCAAACAAGCAAUCAUAGCCAUAAAAUAUUUGUAUGCGAUAGAUGUCUAAAUUAUUUUAGCAGUUUUGACAGACUAAAUGAUCAUGCAAAAUAUUGUGAGAGAAUCAACGACUGCAAAGUUUCAUUUCCACCAUAUCAACAUGUUAAAUUUAAAAAUCAUGUGUAUAAGCAGACAACACCUUUUGUUGUCUAUGCAGACUUUGAAGCAAUGCUACAAAAAAUUAAAAAUGGACCGCUUAAAAGUAAAACAAUUAAACAUCAGGAGCAUAAAGCCUUUAGCGCCGGGUAUUAUGUCAAAUGUUCUUAUGAUGAAUCAUUAUCUUUUUAUCGAAGCUACGCAGGUACGGGCUGUCUCGAAUGGUAUGCCAAGGAAAUGGCUGAUUUGGCAAUGUUUGUGAAUGGAAAGAUAAAGCAUAUUGUGCCUAUGAAUAUUAAACCAAACACUAAUGGAGCAACUGAUUGUCAUAUUUGCGAAAAAACAUUUGUAGAAGAAGAUGUGGUUGUUAAAGACCAUUGCCACUUUACAGGAGCUUUCCGAGGAUUUGCACACCAAGUGUGUAAUCUUAACUUUAGAAAACAGUUUGUUGUUCCGAUUUUUUUUCAUAAUCUUAGCGGUUACGACUCACAUUUCAUGAUAAGGCAAUUGGCGAAAAAAGGAAGUAUCAGCCUACUCCCAAUAAACAAGGAAAGAUAUAUUUCCUUUACUCUGAACGAUACACAAUCCGCAGUUAAGUUGAGAUUCGUUGAUUCAUUGAGAUUUUUGAAUUCCUCACUGGAUAAACUGGCAACCACAUUAAAUACAGAAGAUUUAAGGUACUUGGCUCGAGAAUUUCCAAAUGCCGCUCCUGAACAAAUAGAGCUAUUGAGAAGAAAAGGCAUAUUCCCAUAUGAAUACAUUGAUUCUAUGGAUAGGUUAAAGGAAACUCAACUCCCAUCUAUUGAUAAAUUUUAUAGUUCGCUAACAAAUGAAAGCAUCUCUAAAGAUAUGUACCAACAUGCGCAAAACGUUUGGCAAUCAUUUGAUAUUAAAAAUAUUUUGGAAUAUAGCUUGUUAUACAUGAAGACCGAUAUAAUGUUGUUAACUUGCAUCUUUGAAAAUUUCCGACAAAAAUGUCGAGGUACAUACGGUCUUGAUCCUGCCUGGUACUUCACUAUGCCAGGUUUUUCGUGGGAUGCCAUGCUUAAAUAUACAGGUUGCAAAUUGGAGUUGCUGCAGGAUAUCGAUAAAAUCAUGUUUAUCGAAAAAUCUAUUCGAGGUGGAAUUAGUCAAGUGAGUAAUCGAUACUCGGAGGCUAAUAACAAAUAUAUGCCAUCUUACGACUCCUCAAAGCCCAGCAAGUAUGUGGUUUAUUUAGACGUCAAUAAUCUUUACGGUUGGGCAAUGUCCCAGUGUUUACCAUAUGCAAAGUUUGAGUGGGUGGACACUAACAUCGAUGUUCUUAGUAUUCCAGACGAUGGUGAUACAGGAUACAUACUACAAGUUGACUUGGAGUACCCCGAACACUUGCAUGAUUUACACAAAGAUUUUCCAUUUUGUUGCGAACAUCAAGUUCCAUCAGGGUCAAAGUUUAAAAAACUUAUGACUACGCUCCAUAAUAAAACAGAGUAUACUUUGCAUUACCGUAACCUGAAACAAGCUCUAAAUGCAGGGCUGAAACUUACAAAAAUCCAUAAAGUGUUGAAAUUUCAACAAAGCGCCUGGCUCAAACCAUAUAUCGAUCUUAAUACAAAACUACGAACUGCAGCAACAACGGCAUUUGAGAAAGACUUAUACAAAUUAGCUAACAAUGCUAUAUUCGGUAAAACAAUGGAGAACAUACGCAAACACCGCAUAGUAAAGCUUGUUUCUAAGUGGGAGGGGAGAUAUGGAGCCAAAAAUUUAAUUUCCAGCCCUCGAUUUCACAACAGAACUAUUUUUGAUGAAAAUCUGAUGGCAAUCGAGCUAAAUAAAACAAAUCUAACAUUCAACAAACCAUUGUACAUUGGAAUGUCUAUUCUAGACAUAUCUAAAGUCUGCAUGUAUGAUUUUCAUUAUAAUUUCAUGCUACCAACUGUUGGAAUUGAAAAUUUAAAGCUGAUGUAUGGGGAUACAGAUAGUUUUAUCUAUGAAGUAACAUGUGACGAUGUUUACAGGGAUGUCAUUCAAACAAAUCUAUCUAAAUUCGACACAUCGGACUAUGCCGAGGAUAACCCCUAUAACAUCCCACAAGUCAAUAAAAAAGUGCUUGGCUUAAUGAAGGAUGAGGCUAAUGGACGCAUCAUUACUCAUUUUGUAGGACUUAGAUCGAAAAUGUACUCGUUUAAACUGCAAUAUACAAACGAGGAGCGGCAGACCUUGUGGCAAAAAUACAAGAAUACCAUGGAUGAUGCCGCUAUUGAAAAAAUUGUAAAUAACUUGGGUGUUACGAAAAAAUCUAAAGGGGUUAAGUAUUCGGUUGUAAAAAAUUCUAUUACAUUUGAGGAUUACGUGGAGUGUCUAAAAGAAUUUACCACAAAAAGCGUUACACAAUCAACAUUUCGUUCCUACGCACACAACAUGUUUACAAUCACGCAGGAAAAAAUCGCGUUGUCUCCGUAUGAUGAUAAACGAUGUUUGCAAAAAGACUCAUAUGACACUUUGCCUUGGGGCCACUAUGCCACUACAAUGAUUGAAUAAACUGAUAAUAAAUGGAAAACUUGCUUAUUAUCCGUAUAUAAUUUUUGUAUAUUGUUCAAUGUUUAUCACUUGUAUACUUUAUAUAAUAAAACUUUAUAUAAUACUUUAUAAUAAAAAUUAUGUAAUAAAACUUUGUACACAUA
Molecule: messenger RNA, 5646 nt
Organism: Diabrotica virgifera virgifera (western corn rootworm)
Lineage: Eukaryota; Metazoa; Arthropoda; Insecta; Coleoptera; Chrysomelidae
Exons: 3
Coding region: 1694-5503 (1269 amino acids)
Molecular function (GO): nucleic acid binding
Source: RefSeq, a predicted model, not a curated record